Molecule: messenger RNA, 1825 nt
Organism: Annulohypoxylon maeteangense
Lineage: Eukaryota; Fungi; Ascomycota; Sordariomycetes; Xylariales; Hypoxylaceae
Exons: 3
Coding region: 307-1545 (412 amino acids)
Biological process (GO): poly(A)+ mRNA export from nucleus
Cellular component (GO): nucleus
Source: RefSeq, a predicted model, not a curated record
AUUCCCUGCCUCCUUCCUGUAACUGCUGCUUCCAAUGAACAAGAAUUAUUUUGAUAUUUUCAUCUUUCAACUUUCGUCCACAUCGAUCACUUUUCUACCCAAUAGCCUAAGUCAAGGCUCAAUACGGACCUUCCAUUACUAUAACAAUCUUAUCUAAAUUUCUGUAAGACCCGACCGGAAAUCUCUUCCAACCUGCACCAGUUUUUCCCGUUCCUUCUGCAGACAAUCAGACUGCAGGAGGCUAGGAAAGAUCAUCCAGUUUUCUCGUCGCUUCGAUCCGUCUAGCAUCUUCUUUCCCAAUUCAAAAUGUCGGAUAUAGAAUCGGCUCCUCGGAGUCAUCAAGAGGAGGAAGAUAAUGACCAGAAUGAUGCCCGUGCUGGUGAUUCAGACAAGGAUUCCGACGCGCUAUCCGACAUCGACGAGGACCAGUUCGAUGACUACGAUCCCAACACCGCCCGUAUUGAUGAAAAGCGCCCUGAACCUCAGAUUAUCGAUGAUGUUGCGGCACGUACAUUGAAGGCUGGAAAGCGAAAGGGAACGGCCGCGAAGAAACCCAAGGAAGCACGACGCGCUAAGAAGCGAUCGCGCGACAAUGAUAAUGAUGGAGCAGAUGGUGAAAUUUUAAAUACCAAGAGAGCACGCAAGGUUCCCGGAGCGGAUGCCCCCGAGCAAGAAUCGGAGCACGAGGAAGAGAAUCUGACGCCCGAGGAGCGACGGCGACGGGCUAUCGAGCGCGCGGCCAGAAACCAACCCAAGCCUAAGGGUAUUCGACGAAAGAAGAAGGAUGAAGUGGAUCUUGAAGAUGAGUUGGAUGAACGAAUCGCAGAUCUUAAGGUCCGCAUGGAAAACGCCUGUCAAGCAGACAACCAAGCGCGUGAGGCGGGCCAACCGGCUCUACACAAAUUGAAACUUCUCCCUGAAGUUAUGGCAAUACUUAAUCUCAACAACAACCAAGCAGCGGUUCUCGACCCGGAUACCAACUUCCUACAGCAUCUGAAGUUCUUCCUCGAGCCCCUCAACGACAGCUCCCUGCCAGCUUACAACAUCCAGCGUGACAUCUUCCAAGCCUUGACUAAUCUCCCGAUAGAGAAGGAGACGCUACGAUCGAGCGGCAUCGGCAAAGUCGUUUUGUUCUACACCAAGAGCAAGAAACCUGAGGUAGGUAUCAAACGCAUGGCCGAACGCCUGCUAGGCGAGUGGAGUAGACCUAUCCUGAAUCGUAGUGAUAACUACAAGAAACGUCACAUCGAGAUACGAGACUUAGAUUACCAAGCAAUGAAGAUGAAUCAAAUGAAUGCUAGCAGCAGCCAGCUGACACUCAACCAACGCCACACCGCCCAAAGCAUCGCCGACGAGGAGCGAGCGCGUAUACUUGCUCCCACAAGGGACGUCAGCCGUGCGCGCGUCACCGGUCUACCCUCCACCUACACAAUCGCACCGCGCAGCACAUUCGACCCCAACCGCGCCCAGGAUUUCAAGCCCAUCGGUGCCAGCGGAAUGGAAGCGUUCCGCAAGAUGACCCAGAAGGGCAAGAAGAGGAACUAGAUCCUUCUUCCCUUUCGUCACACCGGCGUACGUCGGUCUGUAAUCAUGCUGGAACGCAUAUUUGGAGUUUGGGGGUUGGAUGGUCUAUUCAAACAUCCAUAAGAACAACGCAGUAUUUAGGUACCUACCUAGGUACCUGCUCAUUCAUAUAGCUUGUUCGGUAGGCUAACGGGGAGGAUGGGCGUCUUAGGGCGAAGGCCGUCAGAUAGGAGGCACCUAAAAACAUGGCCUCGCCACGACGGAAUUUUUAGGGAUUAUGAAUACACUGUUGUUUUACCUG